AACGUGAGUCAUCGCGUUGCCGGGUUUGAUACCAUAAAUGGUUACGAAACUGCACAUAAUAUUGUUGUCGGUUGCAGACAACUAUCACCGGCCGGCGCAUAUGUUUAUACCAAGAUUUGGAUUCUCAUCUGGCAACUGGAGCGACAGUAUGACUGACAAUUUAGAAAAUGAAGAAUCUACUGUAUUGAAAUUUGUCCAAGACUUUUUUAAUAGCUAUGAUAAAAACCGUCAUAUACUCCACACAUUGUUCCCAGAAGAUGGUACAUUUGUUGUGCUUGGCAACCGUAUGGUAGGCCAUUCAUCAAUUCAACAAGCUAUGUUAACAAUGGCUACAACAACUCAUCAACUCUUCAGCAUUGACAUUAAUAAUCUCGACAUGCAAAUGCCAGAAAAAGUAUCAAUGUAUCAAGUAUUAUGUGCAGGUGAUGUCGAGUUUGGAAGUGAUGCACAAAUACACGGAUUUACUGCUACUCUUUUAGUAUAUUUUCAGAGGCCCAAUGUUUUGAAUGUUGUAUCGUUUGACGAACGAUGUCAAUGGCCUAAAUUGUCCUAGUGUUUAAAUUAAUAAAUGUAUAAAAUACCAAAAGGCACAAAAAUGUUUUUUAUUUCAUAAUAUUACACGUUUACACUCUAAA
Metopolophium dirhodum (rose-grain aphid) is the source of this 635-nucleotide messenger RNA. RefSeq lists its product as uncharacterized. The coding region runs from base 38 to 553 and encodes 171 amino acids. Lineage: Eukaryota; Metazoa; Arthropoda; Insecta; Hemiptera; Aphididae. The transcript is spliced from 2 exons. The record is from RefSeq and is a predicted model, not a curated record.